AACGGGUUUCGCCUUGGUAAACAGGCUUAAUCACCUCCUUUUGCCUAUGGACGAGCUAAAUCCUUGUUCUAAUGACAGUCAAAAUGAUAUAGAAGACCCGUUUACUGCGAACGAUAUAGACAGUACACAAUCUCUGGACUUUCAUCCAGCAGAAGACCGUGAAUGGCCUUGGAUGGAUCCAUGGAUGGGCAAGAAUGAGGGGGUUCUAGAGGCAUCUUUAAGAAAUUACAGUGGAGAUGAUACGACACAUUCAGCAGAUGCAUCAAUUAUAGCGGAAGAGACAUUAACAGACGAGGAGAAGAAAGGUAUUCUUCAGAGUGCAUUUAUCCGUGCAGCAAGUCAUGGAGAUGUUGAACGUAUUGAAUCGAUGCUUAAAGGAGGAUCACGGAAAUAUAUUGAUAUUGACGGGUGCGAUGAGACGGGAGGUACAGCAAUUAUAUUUGCGGCGUGUUUUGGACACCAGGGGGUAGUUGAAGCGCUUUUAGAAGCGGGAGCAAAUAUUAAUGUACGAGAUAAGGCUAAAUGGUCGCCUUUGAUGUGGGCAAUUAAUAAUCAUCAUGGGGGAAUAGUGAAAUUAUUAUUAGCACAUGGAGCGACAUUUAAUUCUAGAGGGAUUGGGGGGAAUUCGGUGUUAGAAGGAACAUCGCAGAUGGAUAUGAUUGAUAUUUUGGAAUCAUUGCAUGUAGAAGAAUCAUUAGAAGAAGGGGAAAGUUUUGAAGAUCAUGAAUGGUAUCGUCAAGGAUGUUUAGAGCAGAUGGAAAAAGAAAAAAUGAUGGAAAUGCCGAUAUUAGAAGAUUUAGAAGUGGAUUUAUCAAGUAUUGGAUUUGAAGGAUCAAAUCAAGAAAUGGAGGAAUCAGAAGAAGUAUUUUCGGAGGAAGAUUUUGUAUGGAAUCGAUGUCUUCCAGAACAGAUGUAUAUUUUUUCGGAAGAUCAUAUUUCAACGAUAUUAGAUCUUGUUAUUACAAAUUUUGAGCCGUUACGAUCGGCAGAUCAGAAGGUUAUUCCGGCAGAUGUGAUUUUUUUAUCGAUUCGUUUUGCUCAUUAUUAUGGGACAAAGGAUAUGCUUAAUAAAUUAUUAUAUGAUACGUUAGAACGUAUUCGUUUACUUAUUCGUGAUAAGCCGGAUGAUAUGGCUAUUUUGGCAUUUUGGAUUUCGAAUUGUAUGCUUCUUUUAUACUAUAUUAAGAAAGAUUCGGGACUUUUGGUCACAAUUAUAGAUUUUCAGCUUCAUUUAACAGAAUUGAUCCAUGAUAUUUAUUUGGUAUUUCUACAAGAAACCAAAUUUCGUAUUGAAAAACAUUUGAAUAGCUCUAUUCUUGAUUAUGAAACUAUUUCUACAUUUGACAAUGUUACAUUUGAAAAUAAAUGGUAUAAUUUUCGGCGGCAAAAAAAGAAGAAUUCAUUUUAUCUUUCACCGGAAAAACAUGCAACACCCUCACCUUUAUUGAUUACUAUUCUUUUUUCGUCAAUUUUUUUUAUUCUUGAUGUAUAUCAAGUUCAUUUUAUUAUUUUUAAACAAGUCGUAAAUCAAAUAUUUUAUUGGUUUAGCGCAGAACUUUUUAAUCGUAUUAUUACGAAAAAAGGCUAUCUUUCAAGAAGUAAAGCAAUGAAUAUUCGUCUUAAUAUUUCUGUAAUUGAGGAUUGGGCUAGAAUAAAUAAUAAUCAAUUUCAGAAGAAAAUGCAUAUGAAAUCUUUAAAUUCAGGAUACAAAUCUUUUAAUAUUUAUAAUUCUUUGAAGAAUCAUAUAACUCCUUUAGUACAAUUACUUCAGUGGCUUCAGUGUCUUACAUCUUUAAAUAGUAUUGAAAAUAUCGAAACAACCGUAGAUGCAUUGAAUUUACUUACAUCAACUCAAUUAUUAUAUAUUGCUAAAAAUUAUAAAUUAGAGAUUGAUGAAAAUAAAAUAGGGAAAGAAAUAAUACAAUAUCUUUCCAAGAAAGAAGAGAAAGAUAAAAAUAUUAAAAAGAAACAUAUACAAGACUCAGAAAAUUGUUCUACAGAUGAUACAUUUGAUAACCCUAAACCGCUACCUUUUGAUAAAGAAAAACUUAAAAGUUCAAAUCUUUUAAUGAACGUUGAGUUAAUGCUUCCAUUUAUUUUACCAACUGGCACAGAUCUCUUGGCUAGUUAUGGUUCUAAAAUUAUUAAAGUGGAUGAGAAAAAGAAGAAAUGCUUUAUACCUGUAAUACCAUCUGAUUUUAUGGACUUAUUGAAAACAAAAAUUGGUCAUAACAAUGAGAAAGAACAAAUAGAAACAAAUAAUGAAGAAUUAAACAAUGAAGUCCAAUCUACUAAAGAUCAUGAUUUUUCAGAAAAUAUUAAAAUAUAGUAUCAGAAAUAAAAAUCAUCUUUGUAUUUUAGAAUUAUUACGUAU
This is a messenger RNA of Pneumocystis carinii B80, 2374 nucleotides long. RefSeq lists its product as hypothetical. Lineage: Eukaryota; Fungi; Ascomycota; Pneumocystomycetes; Pneumocystales; Pneumocystaceae. Gene Ontology annotation, molecular function: GTPase binding. The transcript has a single exon. The coding region runs from base 47 to 2329 and encodes 760 amino acids. The record is from RefSeq and is a predicted model, not a curated record.